AUGGCAGCAGGACUGAUGAUUGGGGCUGGUGCCUGCUACUGUGUUUACAAACUAACCAUAGGAAGAGAUGACAGUGACAAGUUGGAGGAGGAGGAAGAGGAAUGGGAUGAUGACCAGGAGCUGGAUGAGGAGGAACCUGAGCUUUGGUUUGAUUUCACAACUAUGGCUCGGCCCUGGAGUGAGAAUGGGGAUUGGACCGAACCGGGGGCCCCUGGUGGCACGGAGGACAGGCCCUCAGGUGGGGGCAAGGCCAACCGAACACACCCAGUAAAACAGCGCCCAUUCCCCUAUGAACAUAAAAAUACUUGGAGCACUCAAAGCUUUAGAAAUUUCAGGGAGAAGGCUUUCUGUACUCUGGAUAACUUGAAUGCAGGAGUUGAAAACCAGGGCCAGAUUAAGAUGUCCAUCAGUGAAGUGUGUCGGGAGACUGUGUCAUGUUGCUGCAACUCAUUUCUGCAGCAGGCCGGAUUAGAUUUGUUAAUAAGCAUGACAGUUAUUAAUAACAUGCUUGCCAAGUCCGAUUCAGACUUGAAGUUCCCUUUGAUAUCGGAGGGGAGGGGAUGUGCUGAGGUUCAGGCUUUGAAACUGUGGAUGGGUUUGUCUGGAAAGCUGGUCUGGGCAGGGGAAUCGCUGGGUGCCCAAACGCUGCUCUCAUCCAUGUCCCUCUUGAUCAGGAACGGAAACACACAGGUUCUCCCUGACACCCUGGCCUCGUAG
Molecule: messenger RNA, 717 nt
Organism: Neogale vison (American mink)
Lineage: Eukaryota; Metazoa; Chordata; Mammalia; Carnivora; Mustelidae
Gene: ARMCX6
Product: armadillo repeat containing X-linked 6
Exons: 2
Coding region: 1-717 (238 amino acids)
Cellular component (GO): mitochondrion
Source: RefSeq, a predicted model, not a curated record